Monodelphis domestica (gray short-tailed opossum) is the source of this 788-nucleotide messenger RNA. RefSeq names its product NADH:ubiquinone oxidoreductase subunit S5 (gene NDUFS5). Gene Ontology annotation, biological process: mitochondrial respiratory chain complex I assembly. NCBI's taxonomy places the organism in Eukaryota, Metazoa, Chordata, Mammalia, Didelphimorphia, Didelphidae. Gene Ontology annotation, cellular component: respiratory chain complex I. The record is from RefSeq and is a predicted model, not a curated record.
GUCCCACCUUCCCCGCUGCUAUCUUCCCACGCGCAUGUGCAGAACGGCGGCCUUUUUUUUUUUUCCUUGCGGCUUGGGCUGAACUUCCGCGGAGGGGUGCAGUCUCCGGGUGUCGCGCUACUACUACGACGCUUUACGGCCUGCUGGGGCGCGACUGAGCUGUAGGAGAACGCCAUGCCAUUCUUUGAUCUUCAGGGCCGUUUGGGCCUCGAUAUUGACAAAUGGAUGACAAUUUUGAGUGCUGAACAACCUUACAAGAUACCAGCCCGAUGCCAUGCUUUUGAGAAAGAAUUCAUUGAGUGUGCCCAUGGAAUUGGUAUGACCCGAGCCAAGAAAGAAUGCAAACUGGAACUUGAUGAUUUCAUUGAAUGUUUGCAUAGGCGGAAAACGAUUGAACGCUUGGGACAGGUCAUGAAGCGGAAGGAGCAGCUAAUGAAGGAAGGAAAGUACACUCCCCCAGAUUGCCACUCAGGCAAGGACAAGCCGAGGCCUUGACCAGUCAGUGGUGACAUUGGGCAGCUUCACUCCUGUUAAAGGAUUAAAGUGUACCCUGUUGUUCCCCAGAAAUGUCUUAUUUCUUAAAACAGGCACCUUCUUUGGAAGAUUAAAAAUUAGAGUAAUGAAGCCAUCCUGCUUUUCUCCCUAUCCAGUACUCUCUGUACUCUGCCAUGAGGACAGCCAAACCAGACAAGUUGGUAUCAAUGAUUCUUCCUCUAAGAUAUGAUCUGUGAUUCUGCCUGUAUUGGAAAAUAAGCAUUUCAGAAAGUAAACAAUUAUUUGCUCUCUUC